Molecule: messenger RNA, 342 nt
Organism: Colletotrichum spaethianum
Lineage: Eukaryota; Fungi; Ascomycota; Sordariomycetes; Glomerellales; Glomerellaceae
Product: anaphase-promoting complex subunit 13
Exons: 2
Coding region: 1-342 (113 amino acids)
Biological process (GO): positive regulation of mitotic metaphase/anaphase transition
Cellular component (GO): anaphase-promoting complex
Source: RefSeq, a predicted model, not a curated record
AUGGGAUUAAACAAGGACGCAAGCCACACAUACGUGCACAUGCACCGCGCUCGAGACGCCGACCUGUUUGAGGACUUUUGCAAGGAGAGGCUUCCGGACGAUGAGGUGUACGUACCACCACAGCACCAGCCGAUCAACCCGGAGGACGAGGACGACGUGGUGCCGGACCAGCACGCGGCCUUUGGCAUCACCAAGGCGACGCAGAGGCAACGCGAGGCUGCGUGGAAGGAUCUCGGGCUCGCGGGCUUGAUGAACCGCGGACCGCCACCGCCGGGCGGGUGGGCGCAGGAUAAAGGAGCGGGCGGUGCCGGUGCUGCUGGUUCGAAGAGGUUGCCUCGGUAG